UUUCGAAAGACCUAUUUCGUAUAUUUAUAAUUAUUUAAUAAUGUCUAAAGGCGGUGAUGAAUCAAUAGCCUCCGGGCCGGCUUUAAGCUCGCUUCGUCCUGCAAAUGUGUUAGAGAUUCAGGCUCGCGAGUACCUCAAGGAAAAGGAGAUUGAAGUUGGCUUACCUAUCAUGGCUGAGCGUAAGGGACCUGUUCGUGAGGGAGACGUCGAGUUGACUACAAACAUCUAUCCGUUGAUUUUCCAAAGCAACAUUCGUGUUUGUCGCUACGAUGUUGAAGUUUCUGGAACGAAGAGAAGCGGGCGGACCGUCGAGUUCACUAAGAAGUUCAAGGACGAUUUUACCAAAACUGAGCGUCGCUUUCGUACGCGGGAUGUGCUUGUUACUUUUAUGAAUAAACAUAAGGAUAUGGCCAAAGCUGCUGGUUGCAUCUACAACGAUCUCCAGUCAAUCAUGUAUUCUUUGACUCCUAUGUCUCCACAGAAUCAUAUCCAAUUCAGUUUUAAUCCUUCUGAACUUCACAAUGCCAAAGAGUUUGAACGUUUCAAAUUGGACAGCAUCACUUUGGAGUUUAAUCCCACCAAUCCUUUUCAGUUGAGCUUAGAACAGAUACAGGGACAGCGGGAUUUGGUUUAUGCGAACAGAGAUCUUGCUCAAUUUCUUGACAUUGCUACCAGCCAAGAUGUUUUCUUUCGAGAAGGAGAGCACGUUCAUUUCUCUACAUCUAAUUCUUAUAUGUAUAGUCCUGAAAUGUUUGGUUUCAAAUCUGAUGACACUAUUUCUUUUGAGGAGAACCUUACCUAUCUUGGUAUAGGGUGUGACAAAGCAAUUCACAAUGUUCAAGGAGGCAAACCUGGAAGUGGUGGCUUACAAUCAGUUGUUGUUCAACGUCUAAUGGUUUGCACUACUCAUAAUAAAAACAAUGUGCAGUACUUGCUGAUAAAAGGAUUUGCACGCGAAAGCGCCUCUCAAAAAGAAAUAUCCAUCAAUGGGCAACCAACUUCAGUGGCUACAUAUUUCAACCAGAAAUAUGGGGUUUCGCUCAGUCGAAUGGAUUUGCCUUUAGUUAUAAGCAGUACAACCGACAAGGACGGGAAGAAGCAGCAAAAUUAUUACCCAAUUGAAGUUCUCCAAGUUUGUGACAAUCAACGUGUUAAGACUAAUCAAUUGACUUCGCAAAUGACUCAACUAGCAAUUAGGAAGUGUGCUGUUCCUCCAGCUAUUUUACGCGCGCAAAUGGAAAAGGUUGCAAAAUCAUUGCAUCUUUGGGACAGUACUUAUUUGAAUGCUGCCAGAAUUAAAGUGCUUGAUAGACCUCUCGAAUUGCGUGCAAAUGAACUUAAUCAUCCUGAACUUCAAACAGGUGAUGGUAGUGUUUAUCCAAUGAAAGAUACUGCUGGUUGGAGGAUGAAUAAAGUAUUGUCUCCCCAAGCACUCGUGGGUAAGCAAUAUGGAUGGGCUUCUUUUGUUUUUUGGACAAAAAAUUCUGGGCAUGGAUGCUUAACGCAAAAUGAGAUGGAUGAUUUUCUGCGUCGUUAUCAACAACAAGCAAAUUUCAGAGGCAUUAGAUUAGAAAAUCCUGAAAGAAAGGAAAUUGUUACGCUGAAUAAACUGGAUGACAUGGCUCAAUUUUAUGAAUGGGCUUCAAAAAAUGACAUUGCCUUUUUGCUUUGUUUUCAUGGAGAUAGUGGUGAUGCGGAACAAGUUCAUCAUGAGAUUAAAGCAAAUGAGAGGCGUUUCUUUGUAAUUACGCAAUGUGUAAGAACUGGGACUGUUAAGAAUGUUAUACAAAAGGGUCAAAAACUCACAAUUGACAACAUUUUGAAUAAAACCAAUGUAAAGUUGGGUGGAGUGAACUAUACAUUGUCGCGUUCAAGGAUUGCUGCUGACACGUCAACGUUGAUUAUUGGGUUUAGUGCAAACCAUCCUGGUGGUGGUAUUGGUACGGUAGAUGACACUGCUUCUAAUCCAAACAAAGCACCUUCUUUUGUUAGUGGACCACCUACAGCUGUCGGGUUUGCUGCAAAUGUUGGUCCUACGAAAAUGCCAUAUGAUUUUAUUGGUGACUUUCUCUAUCAGCAAGCAUAUCGUGAGGAAAAAGUUAACGUCAUUGAAUCGAUUGUUCAACGAUGUGUUGCUUUCUUUCAAUCAACAAGGGAUGGACGUCUUCCUCAACGUGUUAUUCUUUUCCGUAAUGGAUGUAGUGAAGGAUUAUACCCAAAGAUUCUUAAGUAUGAAGUUCCACUUCUGCGAAAGGCAUUGCAGGUUGAAGGGAUUCAGGAACCAAAAUUAACUUUAAUUGUUUGCAAUAAACUCCAAAGCGUUCGAUUCUUCCACAAAAAUAUUAAUCAAAAUGCCAAGGCACCAGAUCAAAAUCUGAAACCUGGCACAAUUAUUGACACAGCGGCGGUGCAUCCGGAAUUUGCAGAAUUCUUUUUGACUUCACAUCGCGCUUUACAAGGAACUGCUCGGACUCCAAAGUAUACGGUAGUAUACGAUGAUUGCGAACAUGACUUGGAUGAAUUGGAACGUAUCACUUAUGAUCUUUGUUUUGGACAUCAAAUUGUGUCAUCACCGAUUUCUUUGCCAGCACCAGUCUUAGUUGCUUCAGAAUAUGCCAAACGAGGAAGGAAUCUUUACAAUUCUUUAUUUGACGAAUUGAAGCAGAAAAAUCCGGAUAUUACCUAUACCAACUUGAAUGACGACAUCACUUUUUACGGACGUACUGGGACGGAGUGCUGGAUUUCUGAAUACCGGUUGAAUGCUUGA
Meloidogyne enterolobii is the source of this 2767-nucleotide messenger RNA. The record is from the annotation of a GenBank genome assembly. Lineage: Eukaryota; Metazoa; Nematoda; Chromadorea; Rhabditida; Meloidogynidae.